GUUAACGCUACCAACGAUAUUACCAUACCUUUUCAUUAUCCCAGCCGACCUCCAGGAAGGCUGUCAAAGAAGUAAUUUGCAUGGUUAAUUGUAGGGUAAAUGUUUAAAAGCAAUGAAAGGAAGCAAUUCCUUUGAAAAUACAUUCAAGUUAGGGAGAAAUAUGGGCUCUCAGGACGAACUUCAAAUCAGUGAUGGUAAUGCGACUCCAGGGGUUGAACAGGAAAAACUUUUUGACCUGGUAAAUAACCAAAGAAAUACUAUCUAUGAUUUACGUAGAGAUUUGGAGCAAGCUCUUUCUGAGAAUGGCGUUCUGCGAUCACGUUUAAGUAAACUGGAAAAUCUAGAAACCUCGUUGUCUGAGUACCAUUCUAGCGCUGAAAUCCCUUCUCCCAAUAAAGCAAAUUUGUUUGCAAGGUUAGCCUCGAAGGAUCAAAGAGAUGGUUUAUCCCCAAGUUUCGUAGGGAGUGCCAGCAAAGACGAUCGAUCGUCAUUCUCUUCCCUUACGCACGGAGGUUCAUCUUUGGAAGAACGGAGUCAAAAUAUUUACAAAGAUAUGCCUCAACUUCUAUUGAACACAAAACGCCUUCCUGUAAACGCGAUUUCUGGUCCAUAUGACCCACGUUCUUCGCUUUCUUCACCUGUGUCGCACGAAAGAUACUCAGCUUUGCGGAAUGAAGCUGCAAAGACUCGAUGGUUUAUGAAAGAGGAUUUGGAUUGUACUGAAAGCCUUUCUCCUACUUCAACUAACUUUAAGUUUUCCUCAGUUCAAGAUCCGAGUGUAGUAUCAAAUAGCAAAAGUAAUAGCGAUUUUGCAAAACAGUUUCUUGAAAACUUUUCGGCUCCCAACGACUCUGUAGCAUUGAAGAAAGGCGGCAUAAAUUCCACGUUGGACGAAUCUCCUAUGAAAAACACAAUUGCGUCUCCUGCAGCGGUUACUGAUCUUGAUACGAACGAUAAUGCAACUUCAAAAUCCGGGUUUCCAUUUAAUAAGAACUUUAAUUCAAACUCCUUGUCUCCUACUCCUUCCUUAGCUUAUCCGGAACCUUUGCCUAAAGCUAUAAACCUUUCAGUUGUUAACUCACCCGAAACAAUAGCAUCUGAACCUUUAUCAAUGUUGAAAGUUCCGGAUAGUGAUAUCUGUUUGACGCGACGUCUCUCUGACUCUAAUCGAACAUGGACUAUCAUUGAUCCUCACUCUCCUACAGAGCAAUCACAACAACAAAGUUCAGAGGCCCAAUCGAAAGAAUCCAAGAAGUCUUCUACGAAAUCUUUUCUGUCCUCCUUCUCUUCAUUGACGGCAUUUGCUCGCCCGAAACAAGAAAAUCGCACAAAAAGUGAUUCCAUAGCCAGUAAUCCACAGUUAACUUCUUCAAACAAUUCUGAAACUUUAUACAACAGCAAACUCAGUUUCAGGUUGGAUGAGGCACUGGUACGAUACCUGAAAUUUGAUCUCAUGAAGACAACUCUGUCUUCUUCAUCUGCGGAGUUUGAUAAUAUCAUUCUACAUUUUGUGGUAGGUGUCACCGCUGUACCGCCUCUUGCUUCACAAUGGAAGGAUGAAGUGUGGAGCUAUUCCAGGAGUAUUGGCCAAUGUCGAGCUUUUGAUUCAUCAUUUAUUUUGGAUGUAGGUGCUCCACCGUUUCCCACACUUGACUGGUUCGCAAACGAUUCUUCUUAUAUACAAAAUGAACUACUUCGUCGGUCUGUCGACACAUAUUUCCGUUAUAUUUUCCAAGCUGAUCUUACGUUAGAACAGAAAGUUAAGUUAAUUCAGUUCUUAAGCAAAGACACUUUACGAGAAUAUCUUAAUGAUGUUUUCUUUCUUCCUCCAGAUCAUGCUCAAAAAGAAGGAGUUUUACUUAGAUAUAUUAAGAAUAUCGGACUUGUUUCUCGCUAUUUUUACUUGAAAGACCGUGUCUUGUAUUAUGCAGAAAACCGCAAUGCACCUGUUCUAGGAACAAUUCAGUUGCAGGAGGCUCAAGUCCACCGAUAUAGCGCAAAUUUGCCUGUUUUCACCAUUAUUGAUCCUCCUCAUCAAUUCUUAACUGGCGAAAAUUACCAGUCUGCAUUUGUUAUACAGGAAAAGCAAACUGAACAAAAAAAUGGAACGGAUACUAUCCAUGUCUUAUUGGCGAAGGACAUGGAAGAUCAGCAAAGUUGGUUACGUUCUAUUCUUUAUCAAAUACCUCCAGUUUCUACGUCGUCUACCCCUGUUGAUUUCCAAAUUCAAGCUUCGGAUUUUCCUGGAUCUCGUCGGAAUCAAACCAAAAAGCAAAACGAAAAGUUAAGUCAGGUGGAUUUCUUACCUGGUGUUAGCCAAUGGAGCCUGGAUGAUGACUCUCUGCCACAAAGCCAUUAUGUGGAUGACAGUGCUUUCGAAGUAAUGGGGGAUAAAGAAAACAUUAAUAAUAGACCAGAUUCAAAUGUUGAUUUGCUCCCUGCUGGACAUAGUGAUACAGCUGAACUGUCAACAGAUGAACGCGAAUCCGAACUAUCCUUUGCAAGUACCUCUGGGAAUAGCUAUUUGGAAACUGAUCCCAGAGUAACGAAAGUUGUACCGAGUUUCAAUAAAGAACAGUUACCGAAAAAGGAUAAGAACGCAUCUGUAGAAGAAGACUUUCUCAAUCAUUUCAAACGAAUAAAUAUUUCUGGGAAUAAGAUACCUCAGAUGCACGAUCAAUCUUCAAAUGCCAAUACCUUGGAAGAGAACAGGAAGGAGUAUUCUUUUGAAACCCUUGAUAAGGCGAACGGUUCAGAACCUGUGUCGUUACCAGCUCCAAAUGCGCAUCCGAUAACAAAGCAAGCCUCGGUUUUUGGAUUACCGCUGGUUGAUGCAGUAGAGCAAGCCUCGCAAUUUAAUGAAAGUGGGCUUCCCAUUGUGAUAUAUCGGUGCUUGGAGUAUUUGGAAGCAAUGCGCGCAGAAAAAGAAGAAGGUAUAUAUCGACUGAGUGGAUCUUCUUCUGCAAUAAAAAGCCUAAAGGAACAGUUUAACAAAGGCAUUGAUUACGACUUAUUAUCUUCGGAUGAAAUGUUUGAUAUUCAUGCUGUUGCUGGUUUGUUAAAACUAUACCUUCGUGAGCUGCCAACUAAUUUGCUGGAUAAUUCACUACAGAAAAUCAUUGAAUUAAUGCCGGGAAUUGCCCAUACACAGAGCUCAAUGGAUGAACUUUGUCGGGUACUUGGGGAAUUACCCGUUGAAAACUUUGUUCUUUUAGACUCUCUUUUACAUCACUUACGCAGAAUUAUUGCUUUUGAAAAAUAUAACAAAAUGAACGCAAGAAACAUCGGGAUCGUUUUUUCUCCAACUUUGAAUAUUCCUUCUGAAGUUUUUAAUAUGCUCAUCGAAAAUUAUGAGCUAAUUUUCACUGACUAUAUUCGUCAAACAAAUGCGAAUCUAGUUGAUUAAUAUGUAUCUAUAUCGCUCUUUUUUCUUUUCAAGAUAUAAGCAUCACUCUUUUUUUCGUACGUUUGGGAUUUUUUAUCUAUUUUUCGCCUUAUCGUUCGUUAGCAUUUGUCUUUAUGAUUUAAUUUAUGAAUCAAAUAUGUUUGGGGUUAAAAAAAUUUAAAUUAAAUAAAACUACAUUAAUCAUUGUAUAUAGCGGAAAUUUGGUUUUAGAAGUUUCUAUUCAAUAAUAAUUGAUGAUAUUUGCGUUAACAUAAAUUCUCUAAC
Molecule: messenger RNA, 3670 nt
Organism: Schizosaccharomyces cryophilus OY26
Lineage: Eukaryota; Fungi; Ascomycota; Schizosaccharomycetes; Schizosaccharomycetales; Schizosaccharomycetaceae
Product: rho-type GTPase activating protein Rga2
Exons: 1
Coding region: 113-3406 (1097 amino acids)
Biological process (GO): regulation of GTPase activity; signal transduction
Cellular component (GO): cytoplasm
Source: RefSeq, a predicted model, not a curated record